This is a messenger RNA of Podarcis muralis (Common wall lizard), 2082 nucleotides long. Lineage: Eukaryota; Metazoa; Chordata; Lepidosauria; Squamata; Lacertidae. The record is from RefSeq and is a predicted model, not a curated record.
ACUGGGUGAGGAGAUGCAGAGCGGAGACCAGUUCCCAGGCGGUGGCCUUGGCCGAAGGUUUCCUCCUCAGCCACCAAGAGGAUGUGAAGCAGGAACGGCAGCAGGGCCUGUUUGCAGAAGAAGCCACUGACUUCUCCGAGGUACAGAAUGCGGCCCCAGUGGACUCUCGGCAGAGGCUUCUGUCCAAGCUGGAUUAAGCAGGAGGAGGAUGAAGGCGUCACUUUGCGGAGAGAUGUGCCAAGUAUGCCAGUUAUAUGUUCUACCUCAUCUCUCCCUUCCGGUCCAAUGGAAGUGGUUUCUGGGCAACCGGAUCAGGUUUCUUUUGAGGAAGUGCCUGUACAUUUCACCGAAAAGGAGCAUGCCCUGCUUCAUCCAGGCAAAAUCACCGUGCACCGCAAAGAAUCCAUGGCUGAGAAUUCUGGGGUUGUGGCCUCUCAGCCUAAGUGCCCGAAAAUCUCCAGCGGGAAGAGGACUUUAACCGACCACCACCAAGGAAAUCACGCGGGGAAGAAACCGUACACCUGCCUGGAGUGCGGGAAAAGCUUCACGCGCAAGAGAAGCCUCACUAUCCACCAGAGAAAUCACACAGGGGAAAAGCUGUACAACUGCUUGGAGUGCGGAAAGGGCUUCACGCAGAAGGGGCACUUCAUUACACACCAGAGAUCUCACACGGGGGAGAAGCCCUUCCAAUGCUUGGAGUGCGGGAAAAGCUUCGCGCAGAAGGGGCACUUCACGGCCCAUCGAAGAUCCCACACAGGGGAAAAGCCGUACACGUGCUCCGAGUGCGGGAAGAGCUUCACGCAGACGACGCACCUCUCCACACACCUGAGAUCUCACACAGGGGUAAAACCGUACACUUGCUUGGAGUGCGGGAAAAGCUUCAGCGUCAAGGCGACGCUUCGAUCCCACCAGAGAUCUCACACGGGAGAGAAGCCCUACAAAUGCCCGGCGUGUGGAAAAAGCUUCAGCAUGCUGGCGAACCUUAGGAGACACGAGAGAAUCCACGCCGGGGUGAAGCCGUACAAAUGCUUUGAGUGCGGGAGGAGCUUCUGUAAGAAGGCCAGCCUAACUGACCAUCAAGUAAGUCACACAAAGGAAGAACAAGUGGUGUACAAAUUCUUUUAAAUAAAACGAAACCUCCACGCGCAGACGGGAAGAGCUUUGCGCAGAAGAAAACCCUUGCCGUACGUCAGAUGAGUCACACAAGGGCUAAAGCGACAUAAAUGCCGGCUGUUUGGGGAAAGCAUAAAUAAUUACAGGAAGUGCAUCGCUCCUCAUUGAUGAAUCAACACAAUGUAGAAAGCGCACAAAUGCACAGAGUGUGGAAAAAGCUUUCCUUGGAAGACGAGCCUCACUGCACAUCAGAGAAUCCACCUUAGAAAGUCAAGAGGGUAGAAUGACCUUGAGGUCUAAUAAGGCCCUUGAAUCAGUUUCCAAACAGCUGAUGGGGUGAAUGAACUGACAGUAUGGGGGAUACUAUUGGCAGGAGUUAGGAAUGUAAGAAGAGAUUGCUGGAUCAAGCCAAUGGCCCCUCUAAUCUGGCAUCCCAUUCUCACGGUGGCCAACUAGAUGCCUUGGAGAAACCAGCAAGCAGGAUUCGAACACAAGAGCACUCCCCCCUCCUGUGGCCUGCAGCAACUGGCAUUCAGAGGCAUUCCAGGCUCAGUUCAAAGUGUGGCUGUUGACCUUUUAAAAGGCCGAACAGCCUGGGAAACAGAGUAUUGCCUCCGUGCCCACAAAUGUCGUGACACUUUGGGCACGAGCAUGGAACAUACGAGUCGAUUCCUGGCAGGGCAGGUGUUAUGACUGGGUCCGCAAUAGCUCACUAGGUUUCAGUGAUGUUAAACCCUUUAGUCAAAGAAACAAAACAGUCCGGGCCUAGUGAGCCACAGCUGCUCUUCCUGGUAGAUCUUGACCCAAGAAGGCCGUUGCGAGGACUGAAGGUUUCUUCCAAGCAAUCGGAGACUGCGCCAGCAAGCAGCCCGCCUUUGCUCUUCCCAUUUCAUACCUCUUCUGGUUCCGGGAGUCAGGGAAGCCUGUCGCAGCAGGAGGGGGAGACUCCCUGGCUUCCUCACAAGCCUG